CAGCGCACGCUGAUGCUGGUCUAAGCUUUUAUGAAUGAAACGAUCUUUUUAUAAAAGAGAUGCGCUCUCUGAGCGAAGGAACCAGUUUCGAGAGAAAGGCGACUCGACGUAGUUCGCUGCGAAUGAACUUCAUUGAUUUGUUCGAUUAUUGAAAUUGAGAUGUUCGCAUUCAAAAUAGUUUUACUUUCGUCGCUGGUACUGUUGGUUUCCGCCAACAAGUGUGCCGUGACGAAGGAGCAAUGCGUUCCGGUGCGCUAUUGUCCGCAUAUUCAGGACGCCAUCGAAACGGGAAGCGUCUAUCGUAACAAUUCGCUGUACGAGUACGUUUGGUCCAGGACUUGUCAUGAACCCGGUCAGGAAGCGCGGGUUUGCUGUGAACCAGAGAGAACCAGUUUGGGAAAGCGUUGUUUCACUACAUCACAGCAACCGUUGGAGGGGAAGUGUGUCGCCCCGGAACACUGCACUCCGAUCAAGCGGUACCUCGGACUAAGACGACGACGCAAUGCCGUCUAUGACAAAGAACUGGCGGAGAAUGUGUGCUUCCAAAAUGUGAACGAUGGAAAGAAUUUUUACUGCUGCCCUGAUGUCUACGUUAACGAACCUCAGAAAUCAGAGACUCCUAAAAAAGAUGAAGAUCGAGUUUUGAGAGUAAAAAACGCUUUCCCGCCGUGCCAUGACCCAAACGACGAACCCGGUUUCUGCGUCCCUGUCCGGCACUGCGACCACAUUCACUCAGCAUUCCUCGACCAACGGAUCACGCACGAUCGCAAACUGGCUGAUUUUGUGCACGCCAGCCGCUGCAAAUCGGAUGCCUCGAAUGGUAAUUCAAUUUGUUGCGCCAAACCAACCACCAAGAAGCACAUCUUCAUCCGGAAUCAAAAAGCUGCCAAACUGGGACUGUCCCGGUGCGGCCGAAUUCCCUUCACCAAUCGCAUACUGAAAGGAAACGAAGCCGGCUUGGGACAAAAUCCAUGGAUGGCCAAUCUGCUCUAUCAGAAGCGCGGCAGGAUGGUGAGCCUGUGCAGUGGGUCUUUGAUUCAUCCAAGGUACGUCCUCACCUCUGCGCAUUGCAUGCAGGGCUCUUUGAAGCCCAUUGCCGUACGACUCGGGGAAUAUGACACCAGCAGCAAUCCUGAUUGCGAUUCAAAUGGCUGUGCGGCCCAAACUAGGGACUACGGAAUCGCCCAACUUAUUCCGAACGAGAACUUCAACGGACGAGACUCUGAUUAUGACAUUGCGUUAGUGGAACUGCAACAGGAAGCGACUCUGAGCGAAGGGGAGAUCUAUCCAAUAUGCCUUCCGCUGACCGAGAGCCUGCUAAUGCUGAAGCCCACCAAAAUGACUGUGACGGGAUGGGGUAUGACCGAGCACCAAGAGCCAUCGAACGUUUUACUGGAAGCGGAUUUGAGCAUUGUGCGGAGGACCAGCUUCUGUGAAGGCGAGUCAACGUGCUGCGUGAGAGGCAACCAUGCGGAGGGGCAUUGUCGAGGGGAUUCGGGAGGACCGAUGCAGGCAGUGGUACCCAUUGGAAAGGGCUACCGGUACGUUCUGUUUGCGGUGAUUUCUGGUGGUUCGGGUGUUUGUACUGUUGAAAUGAAACAGCCUGGAGUGGGAGUGAUGGUCGGUUAUCACUUGAACUGGAUAUUGGAUCAUAUGGAUGUUUGACCUAAGAAGCGUACAGUUUUAAAUUCAGAUACUAUUUAUUAAUUCGACACCUGUGAUCUUAUGUUUUAUAAUUUUAUGUUAGUGUACUACUUGUAAUUAUAUUAAUUACAAUUUAAUUUAUUAGCAAAAUUUUAGGCGAAGAAUUUCAGUGCAGAAAGCUAUUGCCGUCAUCUAGAAAUUUUAUUAGAAUUCUUAAGAUUCAGUUGUAAUAAAGAAUUAUUACUAAACUCUUCAAUGUUUCUAUGACAUGUGACAUUCAUUGUUCUAUCCGUGAAUAAUAAUUUC
Messenger RNA from Armigeres subalbatus, 1950 nucleotides. Its product is annotated as serine protease grass-like. The transcript has 4 exons. Lineage: Eukaryota; Metazoa; Arthropoda; Insecta; Diptera; Culicidae. Gene Ontology annotation, biological process: proteolysis. The record is from RefSeq and is a predicted model, not a curated record. Bases 160 to 1665 code for a protein of 501 amino acids. Gene Ontology annotation, molecular function: serine-type endopeptidase activity.